AUGAAGUUGUUCAGUGAUCUGGUCGGUGCUGCUACGUGCGCUUCUGGCAAUGCCAUCUCGGCAGCGCUGGUGCCGCUCAUCUGGGCCAGCUCGUACCUCCAAACAGACGUGAGUGCUGCAGCACAUCCUCACAAGCCCUGGCUACCAUAGCCAGCAGCGGGCUGAUGGAAAUUUGCCGACUGGGCUACCUAACGUUCUCGCGCGAUGAUAGCCACUAGCAGUGGCGCAUUCCAUCCUCAGGACCACACCGCUCAUAGAUGGACACGUCGACUUGCCCGUAUUGUUCAGGUACAUUUACGGUGGAGAUUUGGCCAGUCCCAAAGUCGACUACAAAGGCGAGCUGCAGGGCUUUGUUGAUUUGCCAAGACUUCGAAAAGGCGGCAGUGGUGGCUUCUUCAGCAUCGCGUGAGUGGGGACCUUGGAAGUGACGGUGCAUCCUAGCCUCUGCUCUGCGCCAAGAACUUUACGUAGAGAGAGCAGCUGACGUGUUUGAGGCGCUUCAUCUUCUUCUUCUUCUGCUGCCAUCGAUGCUUUCGCCAAGCUACGUGCCAUGCACCAAGAUUCCCGAAGGCGAAAAGGAAGACUUUAAUGCGCCAACUUGGCAAGUCAGAGACACGCUGGAGCAAAUCGAUCUGACCUGGUCUUUGGCAGAGUACUACCCCGAUGAUGUAGCCGUCGUAACAACGCCUCAAGAGCUUCGAUCGGCGUUCAAGAGCGGCAAGAUCAGUCACUUGAUAGGGAUCGAGGGUGCCCAUAGUCUUGGCAAUAGUCUUUCCACCUUGCGAACGUAUCACAGACUAGGUGCGAGGUACUUGACCCUCACGCAUACAUGCCACAAUGCAUUUGCGGAUUCGGCAGGAGCCACGGCAGGACAAGCUUUGCCGCCAUUGCAUGGAGGACUCACCAAGAUCGGCUUCAGGCUCAUAGAUGAGCUCAACAGGCUAGGAAUGAUGGCGGAUCUGUCUCACACUUCCGACGACACGGCAAAAGAUGUGAUCAAGCACACCAAAGCGCCAUUCUUCUUUUCCCACAGCGGUGCCAGGGCCGUUCAUGAUCACAUUCGAAACGUGCCGGAUGCCUUGCUGGAUCAAGCAAGGGACUCGGGCAAAGACGGUAUCGUCAUGGUCGCAUUCUUGUAUCCCUUUGUAGGACCCGAAGGGGACGCUGGCAUAGCCAAAGUGGCCGAUCACAUCGAUCACAUCGCCUCCAAGAUUGGUCGGUCCAAAGUGGGCAUCGGAAGCGAUUACGACGGCGGAUUCAAGUUCGCAGAUGGUUUGGAGGACGUGUCUACUUAUCCCAAAUUGGUAGCUGAACUGUUCAGCAGAGGUUGGAGCAGAAACGAGCUCAGAGGAUUGGUGGGCGAGAAUCUGAUCAGGGUGCUGGGAGAGACGAUACGUGUUGGCGAUGAGAUGAGAGCAAAUGGUGCUUUGCCCGACGUGGACACAAUCGACGGUAGACCCGAUAAUGGACCAGGCAAACCGACGUUCGAUUCGGAGCCUUGCAAAAGGUCCAAUGCGGGUCUGGUGAAGUAA
Molecule: messenger RNA, 1532 nt
Organism: Ceraceosorus bombacis
Lineage: Eukaryota; Fungi; Basidiomycota; Exobasidiomycetes; Ceraceosorales; Ceraceosoraceae
Source: the annotation of a GenBank genome assembly